Aspergillus terreus NIH2624 is the source of this 1305-nucleotide messenger RNA. RefSeq names its product fungal specific transcription factor domain-containing protein. Bases 1 to 1305 code for a protein of 434 amino acids. Gene Ontology annotation, biological process: DNA-templated transcription. Lineage: Eukaryota; Fungi; Ascomycota; Eurotiomycetes; Eurotiales; Aspergillaceae. Gene Ontology annotation, molecular function: DNA binding; zinc ion binding. The transcript is spliced from 7 exons. The record is from RefSeq and is a predicted model, not a curated record.
AUGACGCUGGUGGAGACCAUUGAGUCUGUCAUCAGAUCGCGGCUUCUCGCCGAGGGGCCAUCCUCCAAGACACGUAUUUCUUUCAGAAAGCCAUCGGAUCCAGUUCAUAUUCCCUUGGACAAGGCCACGCUGUACAUCCAAUCCUACUUCAGCCAAAUGCACCCAUUUUACCCUUUCCUCGAUCGCAAAGAGUUUGAAGAGAAAGCACUCGGGCCGGCUCAUUCGCAAAUUCUGAGCUCGAGUUGCGCAUUUUCAGCUCUAUAUCACGCCAUCCUCGCGCUUGGUUGCCAGUACCAUGACGGCGGAGCAUUCGAUCCGGGAAACGGGAGGGCCUGGAAGCUUUUCCAGGUUUCGUUAGGUCUCGUGUCGGAGAUACUGAUUCCGAGGGAAGCAUUGACGAGUCUCCAAGCGCUGGUUGCAAUGAUCGACGAGAUUCUAGUCAUGGAAGCCGCCCGCAUGGCGCUCGGCCUCGGCUAUCACAGAGCUUUAGGUGACGGGGACCAGCGCCAGAAGAACACCUGCCACCGGACAUUCUGGGUCAUAUAUUACAUGGAGAAAGGAAUGUGUUUUCAAAGCCAUAAAGGUUCGAUGAUCCCAGACUACGAUGUUGGGAGUCCCGUGCCUGAGGUCCCGGAAUCCGUCCUUGGGGGGUAUAACUGGUUUGUAUCGGCUAUAGGGUUUGGCCGCAUCCUCUCGCUUUCAUACACGACUCUGUUUUCGGUAAGUGCCACAUCGCAAUCCCCGGAGGCGUAUCACGACGCCAUUGCAGAGGUUGAGACGCGCUUGGAACGAUGGAGAACGGCCAUCCCGUUGGAAUUUCGCCCGGAAGUGCCGCUUGGUGCACGCGGUGGGCCUUCUUCUCUUCUUGGGCCAGGGGUCAAAAUGGCCGCGCUCCAGACCAAGUUCUCUUACUACGGGCUCGUUAUCGCCCUGGCGAGACUCAAGAUGUAUGUAGGCCAGCUUGACCCAGGCCGGUCGCAGGAUCUGGAAAGGAGCAAGCGACAGUUGAUGGAUACUGCGAGAGCGGUCGUCGAGGACAGCAGGGACAUUGAUAUAGCUGCCCACACGCCGAAUUUCGUCCUCGCAGUUCUGCCCCUCGCCGCUCUAUUCAUCCUGUUCGAUUUCAUCGUGCACAACCCGACACAUCCAGAAACGCACAACAACCUAUCUCUGUUGGAUGUAGUCGCUGGGCAUUUCAGUCUGCUGGAUUACAAGUCGGGUGGAUUUAUGCCUGCAUCCCUUCUGACCGAGUUUGCGCAUAUCGCACGGCAGUCGUUUGACCUAUUCACAAUCGAAGUUUGCUGA